GACGUUUUGGAACAAUAAGUACAAUCUGGGGCGGCUCUACCUCGCAAUUCGGAGGAGUUAGAACAUCUGCUACAAACUUCCUGGUGUCAGAUACCACAAAACAUCUUUGGAGCUCUUGUAGCGUCCAUGCCUUGAAAGGACAUUCUGGAUGUCUCUCAGAAGAAGAAAAGAAUGGAGUUCUUUUCCUACACAACAAGUUACGAGGUGCAGUCAGCCCCAGAGCUACCAACAUGCUGGCUAUGAGCUGGAAUGCCACCUUGGAGGAUAUUGCAACUGAGUAUGCAAAGAAAUGCAUCUGGGAACAUAGUGAGGAGUCUAAAUAUUUAGGAGAGAACCUAUAUAUGACAAGUGGGAGUCUUAAUGUGACUCGAGCGGUAAAGAGUUGGUUUGAUGAGUACGUGGACUAUAACUUUGAAAAAAUGGAAUGCACGCCUAACAAAAUGUGUGGACACUAUACUCAGGUGGUCUGGGCUGAGAGCUCGCAGGUUGGGUGUGGGGCUUUCUUCUGUGAGUCUGUUGCUGGCAUGAACAAGCCAAAGCUCUCCAUACUGGUCUGCAACUAUUACCCACAGGGCAACUAUAUAGGAGAAUCUCCAUACAUCCCUGGCUCUUCCUGUUCUGCCUGUCCGGCAGGCCAAACUUGUCAGGAUGCACUGUGUGUGAUUCCGGGUGUUUCUGAACCAACUACAUCAUUCCAAACCUUUAUGAGUACCACUCAGUACCCUGAAGUGUACCAAGAUUCAACCAGCACAGGAAGCACCACGGAGCCCCUUGAAUAUUAUGAGGAGCCCACAGUUUCAACAGACUCAAGCAGCACCUCUCAGUACUUUGAGAGCAUCACUGAACUGCCUGAGGAGCCCACAGACUCAAAGAACACAGUCAGUCCCAUUACAGUGUCCAUGGAGCCCACAUACACAAGUACGGACACCAACAUGCCAUCGUUCGAUCAAAUGUUCACUAAUGUGAACAACAACCUCACCAAUCUAGAUAAGGAACAGCUGACAGUCCAAAAAGAUUGCGCAGCUAUGAGUGUUCCAUGUUGUUUAGUGAUACUCAUCCAACUUUUUGUCCUAAUGAUGCAUUAAAUGUGAACCCCUAUCGCCUGCCAAUGAACUCCUUUGGGUGUGGCAGAGAACAGAGAAGACAGCUAUCCUCCUUGUGACAUAUGUGACUUUCAAACUGUGGAAUGAGGAUGAAUGGAUUGUUAAGAGCCAGUCCAAAGCUGGCAGAGGAACUAAUGUUUUAGACGAAGAGUCAGUAGCUCACUGACUGACUAACUAGUAUGUAAAUGUCUCCAGAAUCUGGCUUACUAAGAAGUUGUGAAAUCCUGGUGGAAAUCAUUUGGCCAUCACAGCGGCUUGCUUAGCCUUAAAUGGCCCUCACAGAGUGCCUGCAUCUUUGUAAAACAUAGAGUAUUUAUCAGUGAUCUAAAUUUUUGUAUAGUGGUAUUUGUCACAAUGGGACACAAGUAAAUAUAAUGUUAAAAUGUAAUAAAAAAAUCAGAUAAUCUCA
Molecule: messenger RNA, 1512 nt
Organism: Polypterus senegalus (gray bichir)
Lineage: Eukaryota; Metazoa; Chordata; Cladistia; Polypteriformes; Polypteridae
Product: peptidase inhibitor 16-like
Exons: 6
Coding region: 231-1085 (284 amino acids)
Cellular component (GO): extracellular region
Source: RefSeq, a predicted model, not a curated record